AUGUGGGGCGAUGAGAGCCAGAGCCAGUCGGUGAGGACACUGUUCCUGGAGCUAAUCCGGGCCCGCCGGCCCCUGAUACUGCAUAAUGGUCUCAUAGACUUGGUGUUCCUGUACCAGAAUUUCUAUGCACAUCUGCCUGAGAGCUUGGGAACCUUCACUGCUGACCUGUGUGAAAUGUUCCCAGCUGGCAUUUAUGACACCAAAUAUGCUGCUGAGUUUCAUGCCCGCUUUGUGGCCUCCUACCUAGAAUAUGCCUUCCGGAAAUGUGAGCGGGAAAAUGGAAAGCAGCGGGCAGCCGGCAGCCCACACCUUAUCCUGGAGUUCUGCAACUAUCCUUCUAGCAUGAGGGCCCAUGUAGACUACCGCUGCUGUAUGCCCCCUACAUCCCACCGUCCUCAUUCCACCGUCAUCUGUGAUAACUUCUCGGCCUAUGGCUGGUGCCCCUUGGGAUCACAGUGUUCUCGGUCCCAUGAUAUUGACCUUAUCAUUGACACUGAUGAAGCUGCCACAAAGGAUAAGCGGCGACGGCGACGACGUAAGGAAAAACGACGGAGGGCUUUGUUGGGCCUGCCUGGGAAACAGAGCUCUGGGGAAGCCGAGGAUGGUCCUCCCACUAAGCAGGUCUGUGGGGAUGGCGCUGAGGCUGAGGAAACUGAGCAGGAGGUGGCUCAGGACGAGACUAGCAACCAGCCUGGCUCUGAGCAAGAUCACAGAAAUGACUUGGAGAUGGGACUUAAAGCAACAAGGGCUGAAACAGCUGACAUGGCUGCCUUAGAAGCACCAGGGAGUCAAGCCAGUCCUAACCCAGUGCCUGGGGAUGGAUUGCAUCGGGCUGGUUUUGAUGCCUUUAUGACAGGUUAUAUAAUGGCCUACAUGGGAGUAAGCCAAGAACCUCAGCCCUGUAGCUCUGGACCCUGGCUACCUGAAUGCCACAACAAGGUAUACCUGAGUGGCAAAGCUGUACCCCUCACGGUGGCCAAGAGCCAGUUCUCCCGUUCCUCCAAAGCCCACAACCAGAAGAUGAAGCUGGCUUGGGGCAGCAGCUGA
Messenger RNA from Myotis lucifugus (little brown bat), 1047 nucleotides. It is a transcript of the gene TOE1, whose product is annotated as target of EGR1, exonuclease. Gene Ontology annotation, biological process: snRNA 3'-end processing. The transcript is spliced from 4 exons. Gene Ontology annotation, cellular component: Cajal body; cytoplasm. The record is from RefSeq and is a predicted model, not a curated record. Bases 1 to 1047 code for a protein of 348 amino acids. Lineage: Eukaryota; Metazoa; Chordata; Mammalia; Chiroptera; Vespertilionidae. Gene Ontology annotation, molecular function: snRNA binding; 3'-5'-RNA exonuclease activity; metal ion binding.